Messenger RNA from Xylona heveae TC161, 2060 nucleotides. RefSeq names its product kinase-like protein. The record is from RefSeq and is a predicted model, not a curated record. Gene Ontology annotation, biological process: peptidyl-serine phosphorylation; protein autophosphorylation; autophagy. Gene Ontology annotation, cellular component: autophagosome; cytoplasm. Gene Ontology annotation, molecular function: ATP binding; protein serine/threonine kinase activity. NCBI's taxonomy places the organism in Eukaryota, Fungi, Ascomycota, Xylonomycetes, Xylonales, Xylonaceae. The transcript has a single exon. Bases 395 to 1861 code for a protein of 488 amino acids.
GCCCAAACUGCUCCCUUGCCAUGGAUUCCACUGUUAAAGAUUGCGUAGGGCCAUCUAUAAUUAUUCCUUUUUUUGAUUCGACGUAACUUUUUUCUCUCGCUCUCUCUCAAUUCCCACGCCCAGCACGGCCUGGUGCCCUGUGAUCGGGUGUCUUUCCGAUUCCCUCAAAUUGCUGCCAUCCCGUCGUUACUGUCAAAUCUUCAAAAUCUCUGCUUUUUCUUCUGUACCUUUCCCCCAUCUCCUGUCUUCUCUCUCCUUUGUUCCCUUUCGCAAUGCCACAUUGUAUGGCCAAAUUAUCCGAAUACGCCUGUCCUAACCCAAGCCCCGUAAAUAAAGCCUUGGGACAAUCGUAUCCAGAAGAUUGGCGAUGAUGAGGAAGGAUUCCGGCGCCGAAAUGGAUCCUGCGCAUCUUGGUGUUCCUCAGCUGAAGCUCGACGUCACUACUCCAUCCCGACAGCGACAGGACGGAAAAAGCGGCUUCCGACGUUGCCCGCCGGAAAAUAUUCACUUUACCGGCGAGCGGCGUCCGCUGGCCUCACGGGUUUGGAGCUCUCCGCCUGCAUCACCUAUAUUUCAGCAAUUUUCAGAACAAUUUAAAGAAGUGCCCAAUUGCGCUCAUGGUAAUUUCACGCCGCCCCAGACGCCGGUGCAGCACCAGCGGCGCGCAUCCUUCACCACUGCCAAUGAAGCGAUCUUCCAUGAUUAUCAGGGUCGAGUCAUCCACUCAGACCCAUCCAUUAAUAAAGGGCAGUUGUUCGACCCUGAAGCUCGGGUGAAGAAUGCAUGGGAAGCAUGCCAACAACCGCGGAUUUGUUCUCGUGAAUAUGAAAUUCGACUGAAUGAGAGCAGCCAGAGAGAAGAGUUCGGCCGAGGAGCAUGGAGCAUUGUCUACAAAGCGGAAUGUCAGACGCCUCAACCGAAAUUUCAAUCAUCCGCUCCAAAUUUGCUCUCUCCGCCAGUAUCGCCCAUCGCUGGAACCGAUGGCUGUGAUAGACCAACGCCCGGACUAGUUGCCGUCAAAUCCCUUGCCCGAAGGGACGGGCAGCCCGUUAUCGAACAGGAGGCACGCAUUUUAACGUACCUACAACCUUCGUGCUCCAACUCCAUCAGCUAUGCUGGAAGAUUUAUGACCAAAUUCUUUGGUUAUGAUGCAUCCUUGACGGCUCUAGUGCUCGAAGCAGUCCCGUUGACUAUGAUAGAAUACUGCGAGCAGCAGGCGAUGGCAGUGCGAGAAGAGUCAAGACGACAAAGGAGCAUGAAGCCAAGAGUAGUCGUAGGAAUGGAUGUUUGGCUCGGGUUUGCCGAACAGCUGAUCGAUGGUCUCAAAUAUUUCCAUGACCACUCUGUCGUCCACGGGGACAUCAAGCCGAUGAAUAUCUUGCUGCGAAAAGGAAGCGGUACCCACGGCCUUCAGCCCAUCUACUGCGACUUUUCAUCCUCACAUGUUGUCCACCCGCAAAUCGAGCCAGAAAGAACGACGGCUUGGACGAUUGAGUUCACGGCGCCCGAGGUGUUAAAGUCGAUAGCGCGGGGCGACGACGUCGUGGCCACGUUCUCCAACGACAUUUUCGCGCUUGGGGUCAGUCUCUUAACGCCCGUAAUGGGGAACUUACCUUACGCUGGGGCCUCUGAAUUUCAGAAGCGAAGCAUGGCCAUGCAGGGAACACCCCUCGCCUUUGAGCUACCUCGACCACGAGAUCGGUCUCGAGAUUUUGUCUUGAUUGACAAGCUUCUGUCUGCUGCGGUAAUUCGUCAUGUCGACCAGCGGGUCGAUGCCUCCUCAUGGCAAAGCCUGCACCGCGAAAUAGCUCGCGAAUGGAAACUCUCCGAAUCCGCCAACCAGGGUACCGCUCAAUCAUAAUCUCACGCUUCCUGGCUAUAAUGCGCAUUUUAAUAUUCUUUCUUCGUUUCUGCAAAAGGGCUUUUUGGAGUUGUUAUUUCUGCAUAAAAGGUUCAAGGGUUUAAAUCUUUUCGGUGUUGGGAGGGUAGGGUUAAAGACGCAUCAUGAAGAUACCAUGAGAUAUCUCAUCUCAAAUGAGCGACAUUUGAUUUUGGAAGCG